Molecule: messenger RNA, 900 nt
Organism: Penicillium macrosclerotiorum
Lineage: Eukaryota; Fungi; Ascomycota; Eurotiomycetes; Eurotiales; Aspergillaceae
Product: acetate uptake transporter family protein
Exons: 3
Coding region: 1-900 (299 amino acids)
Cellular component (GO): plasma membrane
Molecular function (GO): acetate transmembrane transporter activity
Source: RefSeq, a predicted model, not a curated record
AUGUCUGCAAUUGAAACCAGCAACAACGGCUCCUUGGAGAAGGACGUCGGCACUGCGCCCGUGGCAGCCAGUGAGACCGGCGCGCCCGUCCACCAGCAACAAAUGUCGACCGAGGAGCACGAAGUUGCGCGCGCCGCCGCCCGCUUCGGCUACGGCCCGUUGGCUCAAGUCAACACCAACGAGGCUCGUCUCCGUCCCUUCGGGGGUGAAUUCCAGCCCGGUCUGUACAAGUCCGUCGAGAGUCGCAAGUUUGCCAACCCGGCUCCCCUCGGCCUGUGCGCUUUCGCCCUGACCACUUUCGUGCUGAGCGCCAUCAACAUGGGCGCGCGUGAUCUGACUGCGCCCAACAUCGUCGUCGGUCUUGCUUUCGGUUAUGGUGGUCUCGUCCAGCUCCUUGCGGGCAUGUGGGAAAUGGCCGUUGGAAACACUUUUGGUGCUACUGCUCUGUCCUCGUAUGGCGGUUUCUGGAUUGCGUUUGCCAUCGUGUUGACCCCCGGUGGGUUCAACAUUGAGUCGUCAAUCGAAGCGGCCGGCGGCGCAGGAGCCUUCUACGACUCCAUGGGUCUGUUCCUGAUGGGCUGGUUCAUCUUCACCACCAUCUUGGUCUUCUGCACCCUGCGCUCGACCGUCGCCUUCUUCUUGCUGUUCUUCUUCCUGGACCUGACCUUCCUGCUGCUCGGCAUCGCCUACCUGCAGCGCCCCAAUGACGAGGGCACCAAUGUCGCGGUCCAGAAGGCUGGUGGCUUUUUCGGUCUGUUGGCCGCCUUUGCUGCCUGGUACAACGCCCUCGCCGGUAUCGCCGACAACAGCAACAGCUUCUUCAUCAUCCCCGUCGCCCACUUCCCCUGGUCCCCCACCGGCCGUAGCCGCCGUGGCAAGACCGACCGUGAACUGGCGUAA